Neogale vison (American mink) is the source of this 2807-nucleotide messenger RNA. It is a transcript of the gene SPACA9, whose product is annotated as sperm acrosome associated 9. Bases 1565 to 2041 code for a protein of 158 amino acids. Gene Ontology annotation, cellular component: ciliary base; acrosomal vesicle; sperm flagellum. The record is from RefSeq and is a predicted model, not a curated record. Lineage: Eukaryota; Metazoa; Chordata; Mammalia; Carnivora; Mustelidae. The transcript has 3 exons.
CCAGCAGCAGCAGUUCACCUUCGUGGCCGCUCUGGAGCGCUGCAGGGAGAACGCCCACGACAAGAUCCGGCCCAUCUCCAGCAUCGGACAGGUGGCGGCUCCUGGGCUGACGGGCGGUGGGCCGGGCCCGUGGGGGCCUGCCAGGCGCAGAUUUCCUGGGCAAUCCCUUGCUUAAAAGAUGCAACUGAGGCCCGGAGGGGGCAAGCAGCUUUGUGCCAGAGACAGGACUCGGAGCCUAACUAGUGGAACGAGCCAGGCGUCCCCUCCCCAGGCCUGUGAGGAGGGGUUACAAACACGGGCCGCAGACUGGCGGCCAGGGUUCAGGUCCCGGCUCGGCACCACGUGCCCUCUGUGACCUCCAGCCCGGAGGCACCUGUGCCCAGUUGUCUGCGCUGCAGAGUGAGAACCUCCGGGGCGUUUGUGGAUUUAGGGAGAUCACGAGGGAGACUCUCAGCCAGCGUCUGAUGCCUGUGGUCCUGGCUGUCGGACGCUAGUGGGGUCUGAGAAGCUGCAAGGGGCCAAGCGCAUUGCUCCGUCCUCUAGCCCCCAUCUGCAAACCUUUUCACGGAACCUGGUGUCCUCGUGGGUUGGCUGCCAUCCCAGUGUGCUCUGCAGAACUUGGAGGCCUCGAGACCGAGCACACCUUCCAGCCAGUAGCGCACACCUAGGGAUAUCACAACUGCGGACAUGCUGUGGGCCCACGAGUCAGCGUGUAGAAGGCCCGCGGCUCAUGGGGCGGGGCGCGUGCCGGCACUAGAGCUCCGACCUGCUUAGGAGAAGCGCACAGACCCACAGCGAGCAGGGCCCUGCCAGCAGCAUCCUUCAGAAACUUUCUUCUAAUAGAUGUAAAAGCCUCUCUCGAUUUUUUAACUUGAACAUAUUUUAAACCUACAGAAAAUAGCCUCUUUCCCCUGAACUAUUUGGAAGUCAAGUAGCUACAUCCUUUUUGUAGCCCAUUCCCCAAAGGCUCAGACUUCCAAGGCCAAUGGACAGGUUUUCAGUGUCAGGAAGGAGCAUCUGAGACCCUCACCCUGCCCCCACCCCCACCCCAGCCUCUGCUCGACUCUGCAUCAGCGCUCAGUGGCCCCAGCCCCUCAUGGGCACAGGGAGUGGCCCUCUCGCCUUCAGUUCAGCAAAGGCUCUUGGUACACAGUGGCCCCAGGGUUUGACUCUCCAGGGGAAGCGUGGACUCUUGGGCCUCACCCUGCCAUCCCCGGACCUGGGUUACCCAGAGGUGACCGACGCACACACACCAGUACCCCAGUGACUCUGUUGGAGUCACCCUGAGGGCCAGGCCCCCCUUCGCCCUCCGCGGCAGAUAGGGAAGCUGCCAAAGCCUCUGCCCCAGCACAGAGCUGCUGCACUUGGAACCGCUCAGAUCACUGGGGAAGACCUCCCCUGGCAACAGAAGGGCAACCAGCAGCAGCCAGAAAACCCUGGUUUAGACAUAGAAUGUUCUGGCUGCUAGAGGAGGGAGGUGAAGCCCCUGGCCGCCCGCUCGUCACAGGUGCAGAGCUACACGGAGCAUUACUGCAACAACUCCACGGACCGGCGGAUUCUGCUCAUGUUCCUGGACAUCUGCGCGGAGCUGAACAAGCUGUGUCAGCACUUCGAAGCCCUGCACUCCGGCACCCCGGUCACCAACAACCUGCUUGAGAAAUGCAAAUCCCUCGUUAGCCAGAGCAACGACCUGAGCAGCCUCAGAGCCAAGUACCCACACGACGUGGUGAACCACCUGAGCUGCGACGAGGCCAGGAACCACUACGGAGGCGUCGUCAGCCUCAUCCCCAUCGUCCUGGACUUAAUGAAAGAGUGGGUCGCCCACUCGGAGAAGCUGCCCCGCAAAGCCCUACAGCACGUGAGUGAGACCCGGGCACACCAGGAAGCUGCCGGUGCGGCCGCUCGUCCUCCCUGGACCGCAGGCUCCCAGCCUCGGUUAAGAAAGCACAAAUGUAGGCCACUUAUAAAAGACAGCCCCGGGCCUAGGGGGAAGGACAGAGGAUGUUCCAAACCUCCCUGGAGACCCGGCGGGAGACUCUAACUCAGAGCCGGCAACCUGGCGUGGCCCGUAGGGCGCUUGGUCACUUAAUUCAGUCUCCACUGGCUGAUCCAUCCUUCGGCCCCCGCACUCCCCGCCACAGAUGAACCCCCGAGAGCUUGUCCAAUGUACUGUCGAGAACCUCUCUCCCUCUCUUUCACUGCUAAGCUCUCCCCGCCUCUGAGUGUCGGGUUCUGUGCCAGCGACAAGGACCCCACGUCCAGUGUUGUUGCAAGAGGGUGUCCCGGGGAGGCCGCGGAGAGCUGGGGCCAGCAGCCUGCCUGGGUGCUCUGGGGGUUCCCAGCCCGCACCCGGCCAGGCCUGGCCACGCUGCAGGUCCGGCUUUCGGGCUGAGCCGUCGAGCUGGAGGCCUGCCGGCGCCUUUCCCGCCACUGCGGCAACUGCAGGCAAGGCCCGGCUACUUGGCCUGCGGGGGCGCUGAGGGUCAGCACGGUGGCCUUCCUCGGUGUGAUUAGGUCUCCGGACCAAAACCCAAAAGGGAACGAACCUGCCUUUGCUCUCCUUUACUUGGGAGAGGGAGACCAUGAGAGAAGCUGGAAGAAUUCUGAUUUCGUGGCUCCUGUGCAAGGACCGUGUCCUGCUGUCCACAACACAGUCCCGGCCCCGACGUUCUAAAAUGUGUCUCUGGCUUCUGAGCUUGCUGGAAGUGCUGGCUGACUGUCGGCUUUUCCCUUCGCAGGGGGCGACCUAACUUCUGUAUUCUUGCUUCCUCGGGGGCGACCGACAAGAAUAAAAAGUGUUCUCCCAC